AUGAACAAGAAGAAGAAGCCGUUCCUGGGCAUGCCCGCGCCGCUUGGCUAUGUGCCGGGGCUGGGCCGGGGUGCCACUGGCUUCACCACCCGGUCAGACAUUGGGCCUGCCCGGGAUGCAAACGACCCCGUGGAUGACCGCCAUGCCCCCCCGGGCAAGAGGACUGUUGGUGACCAGAUGAAGAAAAACCAGGCUGCAGAUGAUGAUGACGAGGAUCUGAACGACACCAACUACGAUGAGUUUAAUGGUUAUGCCGGGAGCCUCUUCUCCAGUGGACCGUAUGAGAAAGACGAUGAGGAAGCAGAUGCCAUUUAUGCAGCUCUGGAUAAAAGGAUGGAUGAAAGAAGAAAAGAAAGAAGGGAGCAAAGAGAGAAAGAAGAAAUUGAGAAAUACCGUAUGGAACGCCCCAAAAUCCAGCAGCAGUUCUCUGAUCUGAAAAGGAAGUUGGCGGAAGUCACAGAAGAAGAGUGGCUGAGUAUCCCUGAAGUUGGUGAUGCUAGAAACAAACGUCAGCGAAACCCACGCUAUGAAAAGCUGACCCCUGUUCCUGACAGUUUCUUUGCCAAACAUUUACAGACUGGAGAGAACCAUACUUCCGUGGAUCCCAGACAAACUCAAUUUGGAGGACUUAACACACCCUAUCCCGGCGGACUGAACACACCAUACCCAGGUAGCAUGACACCGGGGUUGAUGACACCUGGCACAGGUGAGCUGGACAUGAGGAAGAUUGGUCAAGCAAGGAACACUUUGAUGGACAUGAGGCUGAGCCAGGUGUCUGAUUCAGUGAGUGGGCAGACUGUGGUUGACCCCAAAGGCUACCUGACAGACUUAAAUUCCAUGAUCCCCACCCACGGGGGGGACAUCAAUGAUAUCAAGAAGGCACGGCUGCUCCUCAAGUCUGUUCGAGAGACCAACCCUCAUCACCCACCAGCGUGGAUCGCAUCAGCCCGCCUGGAGGAGGUCACUGGGAAGCUGCAAGUAGCUCGAAACCUAAUUAUGAAGGGGACGGAAAUGUGCCCCAAGAGUGAAGAUGUCUGGCUAGAAGCAGCCAGGCUACAGCCUGGGGACACAGCCAAGGCCGUGGUGGCCCAAGCUGUCCGACAUCUCCCACAGUCUGUUAGGAUUUACAUCAGAGCAGCAGAGCUGGAAACAGACAUUCGUGCAAAGAAGCGUGUUCUCAGGAAAGCCCUUGAGCAUGUUCCAAACUCGGUUCGUUUGUGGAAGGCAGCCGUUGAGUUGGAAGAGCCAGAAGACGCUAGAAUCAUGCUCAGCCGAGCUGUGGAGUGCUGCCCCACCAGCGUGGAGCUCUGGCUUGCUCUGGCGAGGCUAGAGACAUAUGAAAAUGCCCGCAAGGUCCUGAACAAGGCCCGGGAGAACAUCCCUACAGACCGGCACAUCUGGAUCACGGCCGCCAAGCUGGAGGAGGCCAAUGGGAACACCCAGAUGGUGGAGAAGAUCAUCGACCGCGCCAUCACCUCGUUGCGGGCCAACGGCGUGGAGAUCAACCGUGAACAGUGGAUCCAGGACGCCGAGGAGUGCGACAAGGCUGGCAGCGUGGCCACCUGCCAGGCGGUCAUGCGCGCAGUCAUCGGCAUCGGCAUCGAGGAGGAGGACCGGAAGCACACCUGGAUGGAAGACGCUGACAGCUGUGUUGCGCAUGGCGCCCUGGAGUGCGCCCGAGCCAUCUACGCCUAUGCCCUGCAAGUGUUCCCCAGCAAGAAGAGCGUGUGGCUACGAGCAGCGUACUUUGAGAAGAACCACGGCACCAGGGAGUCACUGGAGGCGCUGCUGCAGAGGGCCGUGGCCCACUGCCCCAAGGCGGAGGUGCUGUGGCUCAUGGGAGCCAAGUCCAAGUGGCUGGCGGGUGACGUGCCAGCGGCCCGGAGCAUCCUCGCCCUGGCCUUCCAGGCCAACCCCAACAGUGAGGAGAUCUGGCUGGCGGCCGUGAAGCUGGAGUCAGAGAACAACGAGUACGAGCGAGCUCGCAGGCUGCUGGCCAAGGCGCGGAGCAGCGCGCCCACCGCCCGGGUGUUCAUGAAGUCUGUGAAGCUGGAGUGGGUGCUGGGGAGCACCGCUGCUGCCCAGGCACUGUGCGAGGAGGCCCUGAGGCCCUAUGAGGACUUCCCCAAGCUGUGGAUGAUGAAGGGGCAGGUCGAGGAGCAGGAGGGGCUGAUGGAGAAGGCGCGGGAAGCCUACAACCAGGGGUUGAAGAAAUGUCCACACUCCACACCACUGUGGCUUUUGCUGUCCCGGCUGGAGGAGAAGGUUGGACAGCUGACCAGAGCACGGGCCAUCCUGGAGAAGUCUCGGCUGAAGAACCCCAAGAACCCUGGCCUGUGGCUGGAGUCUGUGCGGCUGGAGUACCGGGCAGGACUGAAGAACAUCGCCAGCACGCUCAUGGCCAAGGCGUUGCAGGAGUGCCCCAGCUCAGGCAUCUUGUGGGCUGAAGCAAUCUUCCUUGAGGCAAGGCCCCAGAGGAAGACCAAGAGUGUGGAUGCCUUGAAGAAGUGCGAGCACGACCCCCACGUGCUCCUGGCUGUGGCCAAGCUCUUCUGGAGUGAGCGGAAGAUCACCAAGGCCAGGGAGUGGUUCCACCGGACCGUGAGGAUCGACUCGGACCUGGGGGACGCCUGGGCCUUCUUCUACAAGUUUGAGCUGCAGCACGGCACAGAGGAGCUGCAGGAGGAGGUGCGGAGACGCUGUGAGAACGCAGAGCCGCGGCAUGGGGAGCUGUGGUGUGCCGUAUCCAAGGACAUUGCCAACUGGCAGAGGAAGAUCGGGGAGGUCCUCGUGCUGGUGGCCGCCGGGAUCAGGAACACCUUCUAGCUUGCGGCCCUGCGCGGGGUCCAGGUGCUCCUGCCCAGUGGGCGCCCAGUUGCUCUCGGGGGCGGAGGGGGCGGCAGGGCCUCCAGCACAUCUGCCUGCUUUUCAAUUAAACGUUUUUAAUUGAGUGUG
Molecule: messenger RNA, 2955 nt
Organism: Choloepus didactylus (southern two-toed sloth)
Lineage: Eukaryota; Metazoa; Chordata; Mammalia; Pilosa; Megalonychidae
Gene: PRPF6
Product: pre-mRNA processing factor 6
Biological process (GO): mRNA splicing, via spliceosome; spliceosomal tri-snRNP complex assembly
Cellular component (GO): U4/U6 x U5 tri-snRNP complex; catalytic step 2 spliceosome
Molecular function (GO): protein binding
Source: RefSeq, a predicted model, not a curated record